AUGAGCCAGCUUUGCUUAUGGUUGCCGUGCCAGCCUUUUCUUGCUGCCAGUAUCAGAGGAAUCCUUACAGGCGCCAUCUUCAUUCUGGGCUGCUGGGGGCUCUCUGAUUUCCAGAAGAGUUUUCUUCAAGAUCUGGAGCCCAAGGACUUAUCUUCCUCCUUCGGCCGCCAUACUGCUCCACUCACAGGCCAUCCUUCCUCUCACCUCCAGAGACUGAGACAGAGAAGGACUUCGGAGGACAUUCUGCACCUAGAACUCCUGGUAGCUGUGGGCCCCGAUGUUUACCAGGCUCACCAGGAGGACACAGAGCGCUACGUGCUCACCAACCUCAAUAUCGGGUCAGAACUGUUGAGAAACCCGUCCCUAGGGGCUCAGCUCCAAGUGCACCUGGUGAAGCUGAUCAUUCUCUCGGACUCAGAGAGUACUCCGAAUAUCACGACCAACAUCACCUCAUCCUUGAUGAGUGUCUGCGAGUGGAGCCAGACGAUCAAUCCCCAUGAUGACAGGGACCCAAGUCAUGCUGACCUGAUCAUCUAUAUAACCAGGUUUGACCUGGAGCUGCCGGAUGGUAAUCAGCAGGUUCGGGGGGUCACCCAACAGGGUGGUGCCUGCUCUCCUUCCUGGAGUUGCCUUAUCACUGAGGACACUGGCUUCGAUCUGGGGGUCACCAUUGCCCACGAGAUUGGACACAGCUUUGGGCUGGACCAUGAUGGUGCUCCAGGCAGUGGCAGCACCUGCGAGGCCCGUGGCCAUGUGAUGGCGUCUGACGGCGCAGUGCCUGCCGGAGGGGCCCUGGAGUGGUCCACCUGCAGCCAAAGGCAGCUGCAGCACCUGCUCAGCACAGGGCAAAUGCACUGCCUCUGGGACCCGCCCGGGCUGCAGUCAGGACUCACAUGGCACCAGCUGGUGGCACAGCCUGGCCUCUUCUACAGUGCAGAUGACCAGUGCCGUGUGGCUUUCGGUGCCGGGGCUGUCGCCUGCACCUUCUCCAGGGAGGGUCUGGAUGUAUGCCAGGCUCUGUCCUGUCACACAGACCCCCUGGACCAAAGCAGCUGCAGCCGCCUCCUUGUUCCUCUCCUGGACGGGACAGAAUGUGGUGUAGAGAAGUGGUGCUCUAAGGCUCGCUGUCGCUCCCUAGCUGAGCUGGCUCCUGUGGCUGUGGUACAUGGACACUGGUCCAGCUGGGGCCCCCACAGUCCUUGCUCUCGAUCCUGUGGAGGAGGUGUGAUCACCAGGAGACGGUGGUGCAACAACCCCAGGCCUGCAUUCGGGGGACGUGCAUGUGUGGGCGAGGAUCUCCAGGCUAAGAUGUGCAACACGCAGGCUUGUGAGAAGACUCAGCUGGAGUUCAUGUCGGAGCAGUGUGCCCAGACAGACAGACAUCCACUGCAACUUUCCCAAGGCAGUGCCUCCUUCUACCACUGGGAUGCUGCUGUGCAGUAUAGUCAAGGGGAUACUCUGUGCAGACACAUGUGCUGGGCUGUUGGAGAAAGCUUCAUUGUCAGCCGUGGGGACAGUUUCCUCGAUGGGACCCGUUGUGUGCCAAAUGGUCCUCGGGAGGAUGGGACCGUGAGCCUCUGUUUGUUGGGCAGCUGCAGGACCUUUGGCUGUGAUGGCAAGAUGGACUCCCAGCAGGUUUGGGAUGCGUGCCAGGUGUGUGGAGGAGACAAUAGCACCUGCACUUCCCAAAAUGGCUCUUUCACAGCUGGGAGAGCCAGAGAGUAUGUCACGUUCCUGAUAGUUACUCCCAACAUGACCAGCGCACACAUCAUCAACCACAGGCCUCUCUUCACACACUUGGCGGUGAGGAUCCAGGACCACUACAUUGUGUCAGGGAAGAGCAGCAUCUCGCCUAACGUCACGUACCCUUCCCUUCUGGAGGACGACCGCGUGGAGUACAGAGUGGCUCUCACUGAGGACCAGCUGCCCCGCUUAGAGGAGAUUCACAUCCGGGGACCUGUCCGGGAUGACAUUGAGAUCCAGGUGUACAGACGAUAUGGAGAAGACUAUGGGGAUCUUACCCACCCAGACAUCACCUUUACCUACUUCCAACGGAAGCAGCAUGCAGCCUGGGUAUGGGCCGCUAAGCGUGGACCCUGCUCAGUGAGCUGUGGGGCAGGGCUGCGCUGGGUGACCUACAGCUGCCAGGAUCAAGCUCAAAACAAGUGGGUGAGGAACGCCCAGUGCCAAGGGAGCCCGCAGCCACCUUCAUGGCAGGAGACUUGUGUCUCUGUCCCCUGCCCUCCAUACUGGGUAGCUGACGACUUUGGCCCAUGCAGCGUGUCUUGUGGUGGAGGCCUUCGGGAGCGGUCACUGCGCUGUGUAGAGGCCCACGAUGGCUUCUUAAAGACGCUGCCGCCAGCCCCGUGCAGAGCAGUAGCCCAGCAGCCAGCAGCAGAGGUAGAAAACUGCAACUCCCAGCCCUGCCCCACUGGAUGGGAGGUGUCAGACCCUAGCCCUUGUAUGUCAUCUGCGUGCGAACCCGGUCUGGAGUCAGGGAAUGUGACAUGUGUGCCCAGGGUGGGUGACUCAGAGAAGCCAGCGACUGCAGGCCCCUGCCGCCCGGAUGAGAUGUCACCUGUGCCCUGCAUUAGGACCACAUGUUCUCCAGGCUCGGGUCCGGUGGACACCAUGUCUCUGGGAGAGGAGGCUUCAUCCCCAGUGGGCAGUGACAAGCCAAGCUCUCAGGCUGAACAUGUGUGGACUCCUCUGGUGGGGCUGUGCUCCAUUUCUUGUGGGAAAGGUCUGAAGGAGCUGUAUUUCCUGUGCAUGGAUUCUGUCCUCAAGAUGCCUGUCCAGGAAGAGCUAUGUGGCUUGGCCAGUAAGCCCCCAAGCCGGUGGGAGGUCUGCAGGGCUCGCCCAUGUCCUGCUCGGUGGGAGACUCGAGUCUUGGCACCGUGUCCGGUGACCUGUGGCGGGGGGCGAGUGCCGCUGGCCGUUCAUUGUGUGCAGCUGGACCACGGACGUCCUGUGUCUGUACCUCACUCCAAGUGCUGGCCAGCGCCUAGGCCAGGCUCCUUCGAGGACUGCAGCCCUGAGCCUUGUCCUGCUAGAUGGAAAGUCCUGCCCCUUGGCCCGUGCUCAGCCAGCUGUGGCCUUGGCACUGCCACACAAAUGGUGGCCUGCGUGCAGCUUGACCAAGGCCAUGACAAUGAGGUGGAUGAAACUUUCUGCAAGGCUCUGGUGCGGCCCCCGGCCAGUGUCCCCUGCCUCAUUGCUGACUGUGCAUACCGGUGGCACAUCAGCACCUGGACAGAGUGCUCCGUCUCCUGUGGGGAUGGCAUCCAGCGCCGGCAUGGCACCUGCCUCGGACCCCAGGCUCAAGUGCCUGUGCCAGCCAACUUCUGCCAGCACCUGCCCAAGCCAGUGACUGUGAGAGGCUGCUGGGCUGGACCCUGUGCAGGGCAGGAGAUCUCCAGCUCGCUGCCUCACAAGGAAGCCACUCUUCCCAGCCAGACCCUGGCUGCGGUUACUGCUGCCUCUCUGCAGUGGUCCCAGCCCCAAGCCCAGGCCCACAGCCUUUUCCCAGACUCCCAGUCUCUGGGGCUCCAGGAAACCCUGGAAGAGCCUGGAGCCUGUGGAAGGCAAUACCUGGAGCCCACAGGAACCAUUGACAUGCGAGGUCAAGGACAGCUAGACUGUGUGGUGGCCAUCGGGAGACCUCUAGGUGAAGUGGUGACCCUCCAAAUCCUCGAGAGCUCCCUCAAGUGCAGUGCAGGGGAGCUGCUGCUGCUCUGGGGUAAGUUCACAUGGAGGAGGAUGUGCUGGAAGAUGUCUGGCAGGACUUUCAGCACAAAAGCCAACACGGUGGUGGUGAGGCAGCAUCGUGUGCUGCCGGGAGGUGGAGUGCUGCUGCUGUACCGGAGCCAACCUGCCCCGGGGACCUUCUACAAAGAAUGUGACAGGCAGCUCUUUGGACCUCAGGGUGAAAUCACGAGUCCCUCACUGAGCCCAGACGGGAGGAAGGCAGGAACCUGCAGGGUCUUCAUCAGUGUGGCCCCACAGGCCCGAAUUGCCAUCCGAGCCCUGGCCAGUGACAUGGGCACUGCUUCUGAGGGGGCCAGUGCCAACUAUGUCUCGAUCAGGGAUAUCCACGGUCUGAAGACUACAACAUUUUGGGGGCAGCAGGUGCUCUACUGGGAGUCCGAAGGCAGUGAGGCUGAACUGGAGUUUAGCCAUGGCUUCCUAGAGGCGCAUGCCAGUUUCCAGGGCCAGUAUUGGACCAUCCCGCCGAGGACACCGGAACAGGUCAACAGCGUGGCUCUGUCCUAG
This is a messenger RNA of Rattus rattus (black rat), 4272 nucleotides long. It is a transcript of the gene Adamts13, whose product is annotated as ADAM metallopeptidase with thrombospondin type 1 motif 13. The record is from RefSeq and is a predicted model, not a curated record. The transcript has 29 exons. Bases 1 to 4272 code for a protein of 1423 amino acids. Gene Ontology annotation, molecular function: metalloendopeptidase activity. Gene Ontology annotation, cellular component: extracellular matrix. Gene Ontology annotation, biological process: extracellular matrix organization; proteolysis. Lineage: Eukaryota; Metazoa; Chordata; Mammalia; Rodentia; Muridae.